Messenger RNA from Clavispora lusitaniae ATCC 42720, 951 nucleotides. RefSeq lists its product as uncharacterized. Gene Ontology annotation, biological process: protein secretion; Golgi organization. Lineage: Eukaryota; Fungi; Ascomycota; Pichiomycetes; Serinales; Metschnikowiaceae. The record is from RefSeq and is a predicted model, not a curated record. Gene Ontology annotation, cellular component: Golgi apparatus.
AUGUGUAUCCUCUUAACCUCCACGUUGCAUCCAGAUUACCCCUUUUUGUUAUUGUCUAAUAGGGAUGAGUACUUCGCUCGACCGACAGAAUUAGCCACUCUCAGACCACUCAAGAAUGGAACACAGAUACUUUCGCCAUUAGACCUUGGUCGGCCAGAAAGAGGUACAUGGAUAGGCAUUACAGAUACUGGGAAGGUUGCUGUUUUAGUCAACUAUAGAGAAGAGUCUAACUUUGUCAGUGAAGUCUCUAGAGGAAUUCUUCCUCUUCAAUACUUAACUUCUGAUCUCGAGGAUGAUGACUGGUACGAAAGUUUGGAAAAGAAUUUGUCAAUGAAUUCUGUCACGGGUGGGUCUGUGUCCUUGGAGCAGAUUGGUGGUUUCACCUUAAUGUACGGCAAAUUGGAGCUUGACUCUAAGGGCUCUAUUAAACCUCUCAACAUCAUGAGCAACCGUGGAGACAAAGGAAGAAUUCAUUCUUAUGAGGCUUUGGAUGAAAUACCUCAUUUCGAAAUUGCAUGCCAACCCACAUUUGGUCUAUCAAACUCUCUCUUCUACUCACCAUGGCCAAAAGUUACAAAUGGUGCGAGCAAAAUGGGCGAGCUUGUGGAGAAAUCUGUGGAACAUAAGUACACACAAGAAGAUUUAGUCGAGGCUUGUUUUGAGUUGCUCUCUACAGAUACCUUCGAUCCAGAAAUCCGCAAAGAUACCUCGUUCAGCAAAAAGUUACAGGAGCUUCCGAAUUCCAUUUUUAUCCCGCCACUUGAAACAAAUUAUGAUUUGGCAACAGUCUCUCCGAUGGUGGGAAAGUACUAUGGUACAAGAACGCAGACUGUGAUAAUGCUUCACAAGUCAGGUACAUUACACUACUACGAAAGAGAUUUGCAUCUGGACGACACAUCGGAUGUCCACAUCAGGAAUCAGCAUUAUAUGUUUGAUACUAGCCGCAAAUAG